Messenger RNA from Vidua chalybeata, 2883 nucleotides. RefSeq names its product transmembrane protein 52 (gene TMEM52). Bases 333 to 845 code for a protein of 170 amino acids. The transcript is spliced from 4 exons. NCBI's taxonomy places the organism in Eukaryota, Metazoa, Chordata, Aves, Passeriformes, Viduidae. The record is from RefSeq and is a predicted model, not a curated record.
UCCUGCCCCGCCGCGGCUCUGCCCCCCCGGGGAUGAUGCCGGUUAUUUAUUGCGCUGCCCAGCACGGGCUGUCCCCAGGGCUCGGUGUCCCCUUUCAGCGUCGGCCGCGUGUCCUUGAAGCGGCGGCGGUGGCGGCGGCUCCCCGGGGGCUCCGGCAGCCGCGGCGCUCACGGACACUCGCCCGCAGCCUGGAGCCUCCCGAGCACAUGCAGCAGGGAGACGAGGCACCUCUCCUCUGGCCACCUGCUGAUCCAAUCCAGGGUUCCCCCCUUUCCUAGGCACCGCUCUGUUCUGGGAACAACUGUGAGAACUCUGCCCGAUGCCCUCAGAACAUGUCUGAUUGGACAAGUCUGUGGUAUGUCUGGUUGAUCUUGCUGAUGGUGUUCCUGCUCCUGCUCUGUGGGGUCUCAGCGAGCUGUGUCAAAUUCUGCUGCCGGAAGAAAAGGCUUCCAGUGGAGACCUUCCCUCGGCACCCUUGUGACCUGACAGUGAUUGGCAUUGACAGUGACAGCACUGCCCACAGCACAGUGACCUCAUACAGCUCAUGGCAGUACCCUCCAAGUGUCCAGAUUCCCUUGGUAUUUGUGGAUAUGGAUAAGAACACUGUGUCCCCUCCUGCUUACAGCCUCUAUGCCAUGGACCUGCCACCUUCCUAUGAUGAAGCUGUUCAAAUGGGAAAGCAAGUGGCACGGACAAACCAGAAACUUGAUGAAAUCCCUGAACAGGUGACACCAUGUGGGCUGAAUCCCAGCCAGUCCCCAUCUGACACAAUCAACAGAGAUCCAGCAACACAGGCAAAUUCAGAAGAUUCAGAAGAUGCCACGAAAGAACAGCCACAGGUCUGACUCAGUUCAGAUGGGGAGAAAAGUAAGGGAAGGACUGUAAGAGUUAAAGAAGACAUGAAGAGUUUGGGUUUAUAAGUAGGUUAUGAUGGAAAGAUAUUUCUUCUCAUGCCCUUGUAAUGAUCUGUCAGAAGAAAUGUUUUCUGUGACUGCUGUAAUCCCCUGGUAAAGCUUCUUCAAGGAUAUGAAAUGAGGUAAAAGGGCAGCAGUUUAAAAAUGCCUGUAAAAGUGGGACGUGAAUGCGUGUUCAUCUUCUGAUAAAAAAAAAUUGUUCCUUGUGUCCAGCAAUAAAAAAGGUUAGGAGAAUUUUGCCGCCUUGGGAAUACACACUCAGAACAGCACAAACAGGAAGCUGUUGUACUAGAACAGAAGUUUCCCAAGCUGGAGUUGAAGGGGGAAUCCCAGCAAGUGACACUGAACAGCCUCUGUAGUUUCUCUUCUUUUGAGAACACCAACUGCCCAGGAAACUGCUGAGGACAAAGUGCUGCACGUGGCUCAUGUUCCUCAAGGAGCAGGAAGAUGCCAGGACAGGAGAGCGUGGAGGGAAAUGCUUUGUGUUGUUUCACACCUGCACAAAGGGAAUGAGGCAGAUGAGACACGACACUUCGGUGGUGGUGGUGGUCAUGAGACUCCAAGGGAUUGUUUUUGAGGUUCUAUAAAUCUCUCAAUUUCUAUUUUCAAGAUGUGUUGCCUUGUGGGUGGGUUCCCUUUGCUAUUUAUUUUUUCCAGACAAAGUACACAUUAAUUCCAAAGAGACACUUGCACACAUGGUUCAGUAUUAUUGAUGUGUUUCAAAUAUUCAUCAAAUAUUUCAAAGGUGCCUUUGUAUUUUGUUAUCUGCUCAUGUGUCAGGGUCUCAGGCAGCACAGGAAAGAAAAGUCACAGGUUCCUGGCAGCUUUUACCAGUUCAGAACAUGGACAAGCUCAGGAAUGAGCAAGGUGACACAAAACAUGCUUGUGCUGAACCAUCCAGAAUAAGUUAGAGAUACAAAUACUACAGUAUAGGCUGGGCAAAAGUUCAAAGAAAAUACUCUUAGGGAUGGUUCUUCAUGAGGAACUGAUAGAGGGAUAACUGCUGAGCAUCAUUUUAGAACUGGGAGCUUGGAGCUGAUUGCAGCAGUAGCAGCCCAGACAAAAAUAUGGGCUCCAGAGGCAGGGUUUUUAAUGCCAGCUCUUUCCCUUGCCCUUCCAUAUUCCAAAUGGUCCAAAUUUUGUCCACUUCUGAGCAGUAAUUUUCUUUGAAUCCACUUUAGCAAGGUGCUAAUCUGGCUGCUUUAAGAACAUGAGCAAUUGCCAGGGUGGCUCAUUGCUCUGGGUAAGAGCAGCAAGCAAAGCCUGAGCACUCGGUGCUAUUAGUGAAUGUAGCAUAAAUUUAGGUGUCUGUCAUUAACAGGCAGUAGAAGUGGUGGGCACAAAAGCCUGCACAGCUUUUAGAAGACUGUUAUUCUCUGACAACCAUUACUGCAAGAACUGCCCUGGAAAUGAGCACUAAUGAUUUAAAAAUGAAGAUCUCUGCCAGCCACAGGCCCGAGAUGCUGCUGCAGUCAUGAGUGUGAGCUGUCCAUGAGUCUGGCUCCCCAGGGAAGGGUCGCUUCUAUAUUUAACUUGCAUGUAACUUACUAUGAGAGUUGACUGGUGCAACAAAUCUGCUUCUCUUGUGUCUCCUCUCUGUCAUCCUUCAUUAUAUUUCUCCUGUUUUAUUCUUUCCUCUGCUUUCCUUAUCUGUGUCAAGAUGGAGGCUGGGCAUAAGCCAGGGUAAAUAUUGGAUGUCUCUGGCUCGAAGGGCAAUAUAUGCCCAGUUCUGGAUGUCUCCAAGUCAUAAAUACAGCAGAUGUAUUUUUAUUUAUUGAACUUUUCCGCAGCAUUCAGAACGAAGCCGGAAGGAGGAAGAAGGAGUUAGAGUUGGAGGGAAACGGCUGAGCGCUCACUCACAAAUAGAGCCGGGAAUUCAAAGCCAGGCGAGUGAAGGAAUCGUGACUGACACAAGAGGGCAGUCCCUCCCUUCUCGCUGCGCGCAGAGGAUCGCCACGGCAGCGGCUGG